GAAGUAAACAAGCGUUAAAGAGCUCUGCACUGAGUCUCACACAUACAGCAAAUAGACACUGUGUAGAGAUGUAGAUGUACAUGUAGACACACUGUAGGACUGGAUCACAGCGUGAGAAUUUCCAACAUUAAAGGUAAGCUUUAAAAAUAACUCCUCUCAUGCCGUUUUAGAGGCUGUAUUCACAGUUAAUUAAAAAUUGUGACACUUGUUAGAAUGCCUACAACUGUAUUUGAUUUCAGCAGGUCCUGUGCACAUUGAACCUGUGAUAAAGCUACAGUUUUUGUUGCACCAGGAACCUGAAAUUCUAAACUGCAGGUGAUGCUAGUGGGUCAACAGAGAAAUGUUCGUCAAAAAUUUUAACCUUCAACACCCCCGACGCCAUUAUGAACUCUUUCUGCCCAGUCGACCCUACAGGGGAGAACCUCCAACAGUGGCAGGUAAGGGUUAUUUGCUUAUCAGUCUCAGCAUCCUCUCCAUUUGUUGUUUUGGAGACGUUAUUUUACAAAUAUGUGAUGGUUUAACUAAGAAUGAAAUCCUCAUGAUAUUUUGGAAAUACGUGGUCAGUACGACCGUUGGCCAUCAUCAAAACAAAAGUUAAGUAUCAUUUUUGAUAUUAUUUCUCCAUGAUACUCUUUUAAAGCUCAUUUUUUGAUGUCCUGACAUCCCCAGGGUUCCUCCUCUACCCAGACACUCCUGCUAAGAUGGAGACAACAUCACGUGAAGCUUUCUGCUCCCGUCCUGCACUUCAACAAGAGAGAGGCAAAGGUCUGCCACCUUAUCUCAACUUCAAUAGUAAACUCAGCUUAUUUAUUUCUAGAUAAGCUGUAUAUAGCGUUGUCUGAAUGUAUGUGUCAGAGCUGAAAGCAAACUUGCUAUGUAAUGUGCUGUUAUUGGUAGAUAGUGUUUAUGUAUGUAUAUUUUUGAAAACUUGGGGUUUUGUGUGAUGUGAGGAAAGGGCAAUAAUAUAUGUUUCACUUAAUUUAAAGGUUAACUCACUAAAACGGUGAUCUGGUUUCAAUACUGCCAUUAAACUGAAAUUGUGAUAUUAAUUUUUUGGGGUAAAAAAAUGUAAAAACAUUCAUAUAUAGAUGAAUAAAGAAAGACACAUUUUAGUCUGCUCAUUGGUUAAUGAUUAAAAUGGUAACAUUCCAGUGGAGCAUCUAUCAAACUCAAAUAAGACUUGAAUCAAAUACUGCUAUGAUAUUAUGGUAAGGAACAAAUCUAUUUCCUGGUAUAAUUUAAUUUAUUUUAGAACUGUACAGGGAACAAUAGACGUUUAUGUUUUGGUACAAAGUUAAAUUUGAAUGAUCAUGUCUUGAUUAAGAAAAUCGAGAACUUGAGGAGAUGAAAGUCUGUAAAUCUGAUUUAUGGGAAUGACUAAAAUGAUCAAUGAUUGUUAUUCUAGAUGUUGCCUUCAGUUCAGAAAGAUGUGUUUUUCCUGUCUUUGAAAUAGAACUCUUACCCAGCUUAUGAUUUCCAUUCAGGAGACCAUGACGCUCUGAACACACAGCAGGAGUCGCGUCGUUCCUCUCCCACAGCCUCCACACAAACAGGAAAAGGAAACAGCAGCAGGGAGGACAGAAGAACACAGAGGGACAAGGGAGAUCAGACAGCUGUGAAAAAAGAACAAGAUGCGGCAGAGAUGGUGUCACAGUAUCAGAAAGAUUUUCCUCCUCCGUUCUCCUUCUACAGGAGGGGAACACCUGCUCGCCCACAGCUGGACAACAUCGGCAUCAAUCCUGCAUUCAGGUUUGUCUGUCAGCAUCACCUGUUGCUUUUAGACCUUUUGAAUUGAAACUCAUUCUUGUGUUUUCAUAUGUUCUGAUUCACAGGAUUGAGUUUAACACAGUCCAAAGAGAGACUUACCCGGGAUGGCCCAUCAUGAACUCACAGUGUGCUGGCAGGUUGAGAGUGGCAACAUCUGGACAUCCAAACAUGACAUCAGAGUAAUAGCGUACGAUAGAUCAGCUAUCCGUGUCAAUAUCCAGGGAAUAUGUGUUUGGAAAGUUCCUGGUUAAUCUGUGACCUUGAAAAGUGGUAAUUUAUUUACACUACCAACACAGACAUCAGUGAGCGGAGAAAAUGUGUAGUUCUCACAGACAUACUUCAAACACCAUUUGUGUGGAAAAGAGCACACAAGUAAAGGUUUUGUGUGUUUUGUAGACGUCUCUGCCUCAAUGAACAAAACUAUUUACAUUUGACUCCUUCAUCGUGUUUUGAAAUUAAAGUUUAAGGUUUGCACCAGAGUUCUCCCUUAACCACAGCACAGUGUGUAUCUAUCUUUAAAUAUACUGUCUUUUGGUUCAGCAUGAAUGAAAAAAUGAUUUAUAACCAGAUUUUAGAGCUGCUCCUGUUUGCUCCAUUACAUCAGCGUUGCUAAAGAACAAACCCUUCUCUCAGGUUAGGCUUCUUCUCAAGUAACAGGAUGCUUUUAACAGCAUUUACCGCGACCAGUGAGCUAACAGUUCAAUGAUGCAGAUUUCAUGAGUUAAUGCAAGCAGCAGACCUUUCACAUUUUGUAUCAAUGACUUGUGGUAGAAAAUAAAUCCACUCUGUGACUCAUAUGAAAAACAUCAUCCACUUCAACGGAUCGGCCGAGACUCAAGCAGAUGUACAGUCAGUAAACUUUAAUUCAAGCUACAUGCUUAUCAUCAGAGCAACAGUUUGAGUUUGCUGAUGGUACAGCUGUAGAAAAGUUCAUUUAUCAGACUCUUUCAAUAUGAUAAAAAGUUUCAACACUUUUAAACAAAAAUUAGGUUGAUUAACUUUUAUUUUGGUGUAUAGAGCCAAUGUUACACAAGUGGCCAGUGUUUUUUUUACUGGGUUUUGAUGCUCAAAAAAGUCUUUCACCUAAAAAGCAUGUGUAAAAAAAAUAGAGUUUACCUAAAAAACUGUUUAUAAUAGAUUACCAUACACUGUUUAAACUCUGUCUAAUAGGGGUGGGAAUCACUAGGGGCCCAACGAUUUGAUAUUAUCACGAUACUUGGGCCACGAUAUGAUAUUAUUGCAUUUUUUAACAUUUAGCAACACAGUUAGUACUGCGAAACAAUAUAUUGCGAUUUAUACUAUUUUUUCAACUGUUUAGCUAAUUUAGCAUUUAUCUUUCCUUUAUGUUUGUCUUAUUUAUACAGUAUUUUAUUUUCAUGUUGCACAUCUUGCAAACCUUAUAUAUAUUUGUUGUACUAACCUUCUCCUGUUCUAUGAUGUCACCUCUGCCAACCUCACUGGACAAACAGUUGAUUUUAUUUUUCCGUUAUCAUAGAUUUGACUUCAUGUUAGCAACUGAUUUGAAAAAAAAAAAAAAAAAAAACGAUACUUGGUAAAUGAGAAGAUACGAUAUGUAUUACCAGACAAAAUAUUGCAAUACUAUGCUGUAUCAAUUUUUUUCUCCCACCCCUAUUGUUUAAAGGUCCCUUAGAUUUUAAAUCAGAAACUGAAUUAUCACACCCAAACAAAACAAGCUUUAGCCUCAUAAUGGGCAAUGACAUUUUAAAACAUAUUACUUCAUAGUUUUGACAACUCAGUUUAACAAAAGCAUGUUGAAUGUGAAAUGUCCCUGAGAAAUCCCCCAACACUACCAGCUUCAUGUGGUCACUUCAGGUUGACGGUCCAAUACUUCUGUUUAAAGAACAUGAAACAGUAAAUCCCAAUAAAGUCAUGUGCAACUGAAAAGCUUAUUUUCUUAUGUGCAGACCAACAUGAGUCACACUCCUCCUCACAGCUGCUCUACUUGGCUUGAUACCGAGGUAGACGGCUAGAUUGUGGGUCACACAUUUCACAGAUUUCUAUUGAACCGGGUGAGAUCAGUCCCGUGGGGUCACCUCCUGUCCCUCUGCCUGCUCCUGUCUCCAUGUCUGCGGUCGUCCCUCUCUCGGACCCUGUCCCGGUCGUCUCUCCCUCCUCUACUGCCCCACUCGACCUCUCUGUGUCGGUCUCGGUCCUCCCUGUCUCUCCCCCCGUGUCUGUCCCUCUCCCUCCAGCCACCCACGCCGUCAGCACCUCCUCCUCGCUCCUGCACCGGACCGACCCCCAGGUUAAUGGGUUUGCGGAAAGGUCUGUCCCUGCCGCCGAACCGCAGCUGUCCGGACUCUUUCUUCCCUCCCUGCCCGCCACCGAGCCGUCGGGGGACCCAACCUUUGAGGGUCCUCUCCUGUUCAAAAUCCACAAACACCUCAUGCUGGUCGACCACCAGUUUGUUGGCGUCUCUUCGCGCUCGGACGAUCGACCUCUCCUCCUUGUACUCGAUGAAAGCGUACCCUUUAGAGAACCCCGUCACGAUGUCCCGGACCAGCCGGAGCCGCUGGAUGUCUCCGUACUUUGAGAACACUUGGUGGAGUUUGUCCUCUGUUGUCUGCGGGUUUAGACGGGCCACAAACAGAGUGAGCAGGGGGUCUCCAAUAACACCUUUGUUGGGCUUGUAGCGGGCACACAUAGCCCUCCAUACCGCCCGGUCAUGGGGCUCCACGUCUGUGCUGUCGAUGCUGCCAGCUUUCAGCGGGUCAUACGCCCUCGCUACCGGACUCCAGUCAACCAUUUUAUCCCCGCAACGGUGGAAAAAUACCAACAACGACCUUAAAAUGAAGUCUUCACUGACUGUCCCACUACAUGCAUGAGGACCAGAAACUUUCCUGAUUUAGACGAACACGAGUAACAAUAAAAACAUUCCGCCCUGAAACAAAUCAGGACGCACUUUUAGGUGGUUCCUACCUACUCGAUUAGUUUUCUGAAUCGUUUCACGACGGCCAGGAAAAGUUAAAGCUGUCUGAAAAAUUUACAACACCUCAAAAAUGUUUUCCCCUCAUUUAUCAUACGAAAAAUAAGUUCAUGUAAGGAAUUUUGGCUGAAUAUGAAACAAACUAAUAUAAACGUUGAUUCCUUCUUAUAUCGAUUAGGGCAUUGGUACAGUGCGGUGGCCAAGAACCGCCACUGCUGCAAAUAAAAAAAGAAUGCAAUAACAAAAAAAGAAAGAAAAAGAAGUCAUAAUGGAAGUUAAUAAAAAAGAAACAGUGCAGAUAAAAAAAAAAAAAAAAAAAGCCACAACGGAAGUGAGCUGCUGAGGACCAAUAAUGAUGACCAGUGUUUUACGAUCCAGGUACAGAAGACGACGGCGAGAAGACAAGCAAAGAAGUAAGUGGAAAGGUUAUUGUUUAUUUAGGUUAUUUGGCUUCUUGAAACUGGUGGAUUUUGGUGUAGUGUUAGCUAGGUAGGAAGCGCCUGAAUGUGCGGCUAACGGAUGCCUAGAUUGUAAAACACUGGAGCAUUAUCAUUACUGGUCCCUGGCAGCUCACUUCUGUUGUGGCUUUUUUAUUUGCAUCCUUUUAUUUCCGCAGUAAGUAACUUUUUUUUUUAUAUCGCCACUUUUUUUUUCCUGCAUCAUUAAUUCUGUUGUGGCUUUUAAAAUUUUUUUUAAUCUGCACCGUUUCUUUUUUAAUUUGCAGCGGGCUUCAGUUUCUUUUUUUUGCAUCAGUAACUUCCAUUGGGGGUUCUUUUUUUAUUUGCAGCAGUGGCGGUUCUCAGCCACCGUAGCAUAGCUUUUGACUUCUUAUCUUAAUGUCUGAAACUGCUUCCAGGAAUUGGUACCAUUUCCAUGGCAGUGUUAAUUAAUUUAACAGGCUUCCUCCACUGGAUCAUUCAGUUCUUCAACUCUUAACACUUCCAUGGUAUGGAGUUGUUGGUUUCCAUAUCGCAUAUCAGCAGAUCAUCAUAGAUGAUCUGCUGAUAUGCGAGCUCAGUGGCUCUUACUGAAACCUCAACCUUUUAUGCACUUAGAAACAAGCUUCCUUGAAUGUCUUCUAAGUGUCUGGUGGUCAAGUCUACUCUUUUCGCCCUUCCUGAACAAUAGCAGUACAUUUCAUUAUAUGAAGGCCCAACAGCAGCAUUUUCUCUCUUGUGUUGAUGUGACAUAACUGAUACUUGCUUGAUAUUAAACUGGAUUUGGAGUUUUCUUGUUCUCUCUAGUCUGAUAGCUGCUAUGUCAACCCUCCAAAUGAUUCAUUCAGGUCUCAAAAUAGCACAGAGAUAUAGAUUCCAUCAUGUCAUGUAAUUCUACAUGUUAGUACAAUAGAUGAACUCAUAUGACACAUGGUUACAAAAAAUAUUUAAUAAAAUGGUGAAAACACAUUUCUAUGUUGAAAACUGAAUCAGUUAUUACAAAAUUAUACAGACAUCAUCACCUAAGACGUCAAUAGAUGUCACUUCAUCACUAUGCACAGGAGGUAUUGAAGUUCAUCAAUUUGUUACAAUGUGAUGUCUGCUCUGCAAAGUCAAACUCAACCAAUUCUUCAGGUCUUUUUAGGUGACAUGUCCUCUUUGCAGUUGUUUUAACCGUGCAAGUAAGAUUUUUCCCAUCAACUUAUGACUUCUGCUCCACAGCGAAACUCUCGACAGCAGUUUCUGUUUGCCAUUACAUGUCCUCCACACUCCAUUUAUAGGCCGCUUCCUGAACGGCUUUUUUAUCUGCAAUCCGCGUGUAGCGUUUCUUUUCGAAAC
Xyrichtys novacula (pearly razorfish) is the source of this 6489-nucleotide messenger RNA. Lineage: Eukaryota; Metazoa; Chordata; Actinopteri; Labriformes; Labridae. The record is from the annotation of a GenBank genome assembly.